Messenger RNA from Effrenium voratum, 2016 nucleotides. Lineage: Eukaryota; Dinophyceae; Suessiales; Symbiodiniaceae. The record is from the annotation of a GenBank genome assembly.
AUGGAGGAGGUCUACAGAACAGUCUCUGGCUUCACUCAGAGGAUGAUGAUCAAGUUCUUCCCUAUGCUCUACGUGCGGUACUUGCGCCUCACAGAGAGGCCCAACGAUGAGGCGGACGCAGCCUCGGACGCGCCUUCAAAGGAGGGACGCAAGAAGCAGGUCGCCCUCGAGGACAAGGCGGGGCUAGCGAGGGGAGGUAAGCGUAUCGAUGACGACCUCCAGCUUCGUUCUCAGUCAGCCAGCCUGCGAGAAAACCAAACGGAUCAUACGACCACCGCACCUCUCUUCGAGAUGUACGUUGUGUCCAUGGAGACGGCACUUUCGAUGACUGCUCUCCGGGUACACGAGGAUUUGAUGGCAGAAGGACUCCUCGUGGUUUUCAGGGAGUGUGCUGGCCAGGCGGCCAUUUUUGUUUCACAUCAGUGGGCGGGAGGUGGACACCCCGACCCAGAGUUCGAGCAGUUCAAAGUGAUGCAAACCUUUCUUGCAAAGCUUAUGCAAGGCAACAUCUCCGCAAUCUCGGGGAACAUCUUGGCGGAGCUGUAUCUCGACAAGCCGAAAAUUCCCGCAAAGGAGCUGCUGUCCUAUAAGCUCUGGGUUUGGUACGACUACUUCAGCGUUCCACAGGCGCCUGAAGCCACCGCCGAGCGGAAGCUGGCCAUUCACAGCAUUCCGUAUUACGUGGAGAGCAGCCGAUACUUUGCCAUGCUCUGCCCACUGAUCAAGCACGCGAAGGAAGGUACGAUCAUGGGGAAGCGGUCCUACAUCUCUCGAGGAUGGUGCAGGUUAGAACUUGCAGCCCGCAUCUUGAGUGAACGGGAGUCUUCCCAACAGACCAUCGAAGUCCACACCUCCAACCACCAAGUGGUCGCGCCGGUGGGGGACUGGAUCUUGAACGCCGUGGGAGAGGGCAGCUUCACGGUAUACCAAGAUUUGCAUCAUUCUGCUGAUGUGGUGUCAAGCAUGAUCACCCGAAAGCUGAAUCAUUAUUUGAGAGUGGGAGAUCUCCACAGUUUCCGCGUGCUCCUGAACCUGCGCUCGGUGAUUUACCGGGGCCUGCCGCGUGAGCCUUCGGAAACGGUGGUGCCGGGGUUCCACUCCGAAGACACGGACCCGGCCACGUACUUCUUGGAAGCCUUCUUGCACGAGAACGGCUUGAGCAACGCAGUGGAGCCUUGCUCCAAUGGUUGGACCCCGCUUUGCUACGCGGUUUUGAACGGGAGCCCCUUGUUGGUGAGCGCUCUGCUGGAUGCUCGCGCCAAUCCCCACGACUCCUUGAAGAAGACCAAGGCGACCCUUUUGCCCAACAUCGCGGGCAUCACGGCGCUCCAGGCUUGCACUUACCUGCGCCACAACGAGGCGGUGAAAGUCCUGAUCUCCCGCCGGGCGGACGUGAAGACCAGGGACACGAACGGCGCGGAAGCCAUCCACUGGGCUUCCUCCUCGAACAACGUGGACGCCAUCGCCUUGUUGUGCUCCAUGGGCUGCAGCCCGGCCACGCCGGUCAGCACAGGCCACCUGCCCUUCGCCAUCGCCAGCGCCACAGACAGCCUCGAAGUGCUUCGGGAGUUGCUUCCCCGGACCACGAAAGACUCGGUCCGCUCAGGUUUGCAUUCGGUGUUCUUCUUCGGAGGCACAUCAGGGAAGAUUGUGGCGACACUAAUUCAGGCGGACGCAGAUUUGAACCUGCCGAUGCAGACACGCUUGAUGAGUACCUUGGGACUGGUGCUUCGAUUCUUCUCCCUCCGCCACAGAUGGUCAAAGACAGCCUUGAGCACCUAUGCCUACCAUCAUCAAGGAGCCACGCCGCUCAUGUGCAGUCUGCUGACCUGCUCUUUCGAGGCAGCCGCGGUUCUGCUCGUCGCCGGAGCCGACACCACGCCAAUCAACGCCCGCGGCAAGUCCGCGGCGGACUUUGCAAACCAGAUGUCCGCCCCAGCCUACAUCCAGAAAGGCCUGGAGGGUGACCUCUCUGAAUGUCAGGCUUUAGUACAGUUCCUCUUUGACAACCCUUGA